Messenger RNA from Sparassis crispa, 372 nucleotides. RefSeq lists its product as hypothetical. The record is from RefSeq and is a predicted model, not a curated record. The transcript is spliced from 2 exons. Bases 1 to 372 code for a protein of 123 amino acids. Lineage: Eukaryota; Fungi; Basidiomycota; Agaricomycetes; Polyporales; Sparassidaceae.
AUGGCGUCGCCCAUGGCAAGGACAACGAUUCCUGCAUGCGUCAGGAGAGUCGAGGACAACUAUCUGUUCAUUGGGAGCAUUGUAAGCCCUUCUGUAUUGUUGAAGACUAUUCGGGUGGAAGAGGAUAUCCCUGAGGAGGAUGUGGAGAUGACGUCUGCGCCCGCCAUGGUUGUUGACUCGACCGAUGGUAUGGACCUCGACGAUGACGAUGACCUAUACGGAAGUUCCCAGGUGCAAGAAGUGCUGUCCAUCAACGGCAAUGGCAAUCUCAAUGGCGUCGCUGUUACUUCGAAGAGGCGGACGGUCGUGCAUCUAUCUCUGUGCGACUCGUUAUCUGCCCACGGGCCCAUCUCUGAUAUGACUUUUGCGUGA